CCAGUCAGACUGUCAUGUGUUAUAGCAGUCUUUAUCGCAUUGUUUAUCUGCAUCAACAGGUAACCAUGACGUCAGUGUCUGCCUGCAUGGACCCUCCUCCGGCUCUCGCGCUCCACUGCUGCCCGCUGCUCCAGCUGCUACCGCCGCUGUCUGGCUGCCGGUGUCUGCGUGCGUGCCCGCCUCCUCCUUUCCGCCGUCUGCCCCGGUCCAUGUAGGCUAGCAGUCGGACACCAUGACGGGGAUCGCCGCUGCCUCCUUCUUCUCCAACACCUGCCGUUUCGGGGGCUGCGGGCUCCACUUCGAGUCUCUGGCCGAGCUGAUCGUACACAUCGAGGAUAACCACAUCGACACGGAUCCUCGUGUCCUGGAGAAACAGGAGCUGCAGCAGCCCACCUACGUAGCCCUCAGUUACAUCAACAGGUUCAUGACGGAUGCGGCACGUCGUGAGCAUGAGUGUUUGAAGAAGAAGGUGCAGCCGAAACUCUCGCUGUCCCUGACGUCCUCCAUCGCUCGCGGCAACGUGGCCACGCCCCCACGACACACCAGUGGCAACCUCACUCCCCCCGUCACGCCGCCGAUCACCCCCUCAUCCUCAUUCAGGAGCAGCACACCCACAGGCAGUGAGUAUGACGAGGAGGAGGCGGACUUUGAGGAGUCGGACAGCGACGAGUCGUGGACGACGGAGAGCGCCAUCAGCUCUGAGUCAAUCCUCAGCUCCAUGUGCAUGAACGGCGGCGACGAGAAGCCCUUCGCUUGCCCUGUGCCUGGCUGCAAGAAGAGAUACAAGAAUGUGAACGGUAUUAAGUACCACGCUAAGAACGGGCACCGUACCCAGAUCCGCGUGCGGAAGCCGUUUAAGUGUCGCUGUGGGAAGAGCUACAAGACGUCUCAGGGUCUGCGCCACCACACCAUCAACUUCCACCCGCCUGUCUCCGCCGACAUCAUACGCAAGCUGCAGCAGUAGGCCCAUCGGCCGCGCGUCGCCGUGCCAACCAGCCACCCUGACCCCACCCCACCAUUCCACCCCCCCCCCCCCCCAAAGAGGGCAUCUGCCAGCCUUCACAUUCUACCUCCUCUCUGAGGAACCACACACACACACACACACACACACACACACACACACACACACACACACAGUCUCUCACAAAAAUACACACUCACACCCAACACACACAUACGCAAAUAGUCAUUUGCGCAAACACACACACACCACCAUACACUACGUUUGCAUGCUUUAAGUCUCUUUAUCAGCAUUGGUUUUGCUCCUCUUCUGUUUUGAGAUGAUGUAUCUUCUUAUAGAGUUCACACUUUUGUAUUUUUGCACACUCUGCUAUCCCUUCUGCCGAUUAUUAUUUUCUUAUUGUUAUUGUUCUUUGAUAUUAUUUUUCCAACAUGGUGCUUAGCGUGAGGAAAGGUGGCGUGCAUUUAGCCAAGAGAUUUGUACCCCCACACCAAGUUCACCCACACUCAGAGAACAGGAGGGAGACACACACACACACACACACACACACACACACACACACACACACACACACAUAGUCCUUUCUGCCUGUUUGGUUUAUACUGAGUCAGCUGGUGUGGGGUGUAGUUGAAAGUAUUUGAAUGUUUUGUAUUAUAACAUACCCAAUAUAUUACGCAGUCAUAGAGAUAGUCUUGUAUAUAUAUUCUAUAAACUUUUCAUAAUCAGAUGUAAGAUCUUUAUGCUUUAUUCCUGUAUUCCAUUUGAUUUGGGGUUUUUCAGCAGAGAAGAGAUGGCCUUUGAUGUGCACUCUGACAAAGUUUCACAUUCCUCUCGUUCCUCCCCCCCUCUCUUUUUCACCUCUCAUUCCCUCAUUCCUUUCUUCUGUCUCUCUAUCCCUCCUUCCUCUCCUCCACCUCCACGCUUGUUCUUUCUCACCAAAACGACAAUCUCAGGAGUCCAAAACGCCAGCAUUUCACAAACAACCCUCCUCUUACCCCCACCGCCCUGACCCCAGUCACCACCCGCCCCAAACCCCUCCCCCUUGCACACCACCAGCAACUUGGUCAGCGUUCUCCGCCAGUGUGGGCCAGCUGGUGUUUGUUGAGUGGAGUUGUACGAGUUUGACUGAUCUGGAGUCAGUGUGGAGCUGGGAGUUGCAUUUCUGAACAUUCUAAAGACUGCAACCAACCACUGCCAACUUUAGAAUAUUGGGGUUUGUUGCCGUUUGUUGGGGCAGUGUGCAAGCACCUAAAGCUAUUACAAAACCCCAGACCCUGUGUUCGAGUGUGUGUGUGGGGGUAGUGUUGGGAAUAUUUAAACCCCAGACCCUGUUAGAGUGUGUGUGAAGGUAGUGUUGGGACUAUUUAAACCCCAGACCCUGUUAGGGUGUGUGUGUGGGGGAGGCAGUCCUGGGAGUAUUAAAGCACUUUGUAGAGACCAGUUGCCAACAUAGUUUGAGGUGUUUUUGUUUUCGUUGCCAACCUCUGCAGGCCGCAGGUUGUCAUGCCAACGAGUGUUCCGCUGCAGGAUCCAAACACAGCGUUCUGUUCAUAUCUCCUUCCGUCUGUCUGUCUCUCUCUCUCUCUCCACCCUUCUGUCCGUCUCUCUCUCUCCACCCUUCUGUCUGUCUCUCUCUUUCUCUCCACCCUUCCACCUCCAUGUUCUGUUCAUCACUCUUCCCUCCCCAUUGGAUCACUGUUUGUCUUUAUCCUUUCUCUCUCCCUCUCCUUCUCUCCUCCCUCCUGUGCUGUGUGUGUGUGUGUGUGUGUGUGUGUGUGUGUGUGCGCGUGCCCUGAUGACUUAUGUUAAUUCACACACACCCAUAUGUAUGGUUGCCUUUGAAUUGUGGACCACAACAGCAGUGAACUCUGAGCGGACCGCAUGCCAAAAGAGGGCCAGAGCCAAUAGGCUGCGUGUGCCAGUCGGCCGCGGACCAAUCACAGGCCGGUCCACCAUGGACUCGGCUGCCGCCAAAAGCUGGGGCGUUACGGACGACGCCCCCAAUCUGAUCCGAUUAGUCUGCGAUCCGACAGACUGCCCAGUCCAGAUUCCUUCAGUGUGUGUGUGUGUGUGUGUGUGAGCGUUCUAAUUCUGCCUGACCCUUUGGUGUCGUAAGGUCACCAGGCCUCUUUCCUCUGAGUCCUAGCCCUGAGCAGAGGGACUGAGUGACAAAGCAUCGCACCAAUGGGACGCAAGCAAGGUGCUGGAGCAGGGCGUGUCAGGGGGAAAGGGGCGGGACCAAACCCAGACACCCCGCCCCCCUGGCGGGCCUGUCAAUCAGUCAACAUGACCUCAUCAUCAUCAUCAUCAGUGCAUGGACGUAAAUGUUUCUUCUGAGAACUCCGGUUUCUCCGUUAGCGUUACAGUGACAGUAUUAUGGUGCCAGUAGGACGCGGAGGGUUUGAUAUAUUGUGUAUAGUGAAUGUAUUGUUGUCUGUGUAAGUGCAUUAAAUUAUAUUUUCGUAUGUUUCUGGAGAACAACGUUCCUAUGUGUGUGAUGUUAGCACCGGCGGGAGGUUUGUGCCCACCGGAUGCUCUCAGUACUCUCUUCAAAAACAACAAAAAAACAGCUGCUUCAUCAAUGUAAACCUGAUUACAUUUGAAACAUUAAAAUGGCCUCUGGUGUCAA
Molecule: messenger RNA, 3590 nt
Organism: Alosa sapidissima (American shad)
Lineage: Eukaryota; Metazoa; Chordata; Actinopteri; Clupeiformes; Clupeidae
Gene: jazf1b
Product: JAZF zinc finger 1b
Exons: 5
Coding region: 233-964 (243 amino acids)
Cellular component (GO): nucleus
Source: RefSeq, a predicted model, not a curated record